UAUUCCGGCACUCUCAGAUAAGCUCAACGCUGCGCGCAGGUCCAGAAGCCAGACAUUAUUCGCUUCGCGAAUCUCUGCCGAUAUCUGAGCAACAGGCGGCUCAGCCUGCUCGUUGCCUGGGAGCUUCUCCGCACGCUGAUGCCGCUCUCGUCCCCUGGCGUGGCCAUGCAUUACAAGGAAGAGACGGCGCGCCACAUGUGCCUGCGGGCCGUCGAGCGAGCCAUGGAGGUACCGCUCCUCUCGUGGUACCUGUUCAAGGAGGUGCCGCCUGGCCUGGUGGCCAGGGCCAAGGAGAUGGCUGACUACACGCGCAAGUCCAUCCUGGAGGAAAUCGACUCGUCCACCUGGCUGGACGGCAUGACCAAGCAGGCGGCUAUUAACAAGGUGUACUCCAUGCGGCUGCACGUCGGCUACCCCUCGCACUUCGCCAGCCGCAAGGAGAUCGAGCGCUUCUACGGCUCCUACCCGGACGUCGACGACAGCUUCCUCCAGCCCUGGCAGGAGGCCAUGAAGAAAACCGUCAGAUGGAUGACUGUCGACAACAGCAGCUUCUGGUUCUCGGUGGCCAGCACCAACGCGCUGUACCUGCCGAUGCGCAACCGCAUCGUGGUGCCGGCCACGGUGCUGCGGCUGCCCAUGUUCUCGUCGUCGGCGCCCAAGGCGUUCACUUACGGCGGACUGGGUGCCGUGUUGGGACACGAGAUGACGCACGCGUUCGACCUCGUGGGCAGCACGUGGGACGCCCGGGGCCGCAAGCGGGACUGGUGGACGGCCAGCUCGAGGCAGCUGUACGACGGCCGCCUCGGCUGUCUGCGCCGCUCGCACGGGGCGGUACAGAGCGACGCUGACUCGGAGAACAUGGCCGACUUUGCCGGCUUGGUGUCGUCCUACAACGCCUACGCGAACCUGGGCGACAAGCAGAAGCUCAAGGAGCUGCCUUACGACGCCGAGCAGCUCUUCUUCAUCUCGUCGUGCGUCAAGUGGUGUGCCGCGGAUCGUGCAGGACACUCGAAGCGCUAUGCGCCCUGGCAUGACCGCUGCAACGUGCCGCUCAGGAACAUGGAGGAGUUCGCGGAUGCCUUUCAAUGCGCCCAGGGAUCGGCCAUGCGGCCCGCAGAGCGCUGCGCCUUCUGGUAGACGGCGUCGAUUAAAGCU
This is a messenger RNA of Dermacentor silvarum, 1155 nucleotides long. RefSeq names its product membrane metallo-endopeptidase-like 1. The transcript has 3 exons. The coding region runs from base 139 to 1137 and encodes 332 amino acids. Gene Ontology annotation, molecular function: metalloendopeptidase activity. The record is from RefSeq and is a predicted model, not a curated record. Gene Ontology annotation, cellular component: plasma membrane. Lineage: Eukaryota; Metazoa; Arthropoda; Arachnida; Ixodida; Ixodidae. Gene Ontology annotation, biological process: protein processing.